AUUUGGAGCCGUGGAGAAUUCACAGUCUUUCCACGAUGGGAGAAAGGACAGAUUGUACAAAGUCACACAGUUCACUGGCUGAAUACAGCCCUGUCAAUAAAUCAGACAGGACAGAUCCAAGUGAUGGCUGUGCAAUGCAAGAUGGAAACCAGAAUAUAAUGCAACUGAAGAAAGAAAUAUCUUUGAUAAAUGGGAUAAGCCUUAUAGUAGGCAACAUGAUUGGUUCAGGUAUCUUUGUCUCUCCCAAAGGAGUUCUCAUCUACAGCAAAUCUUAUGGAUUGUCUCUAAUAAUUUGGGCAAUUGGAGGGAUUUUUUCAGUCUUUGGAGCUCUCUGCUAUGCUGAACUUGGAACCACUAUUACAAAGUCAGGAGCCAGCUACGCAUAUAUCUUGGAGUCUUUUGGGAGCUUCAUUGCUUUUAUUCGUUUGUGGACCUCACUCCUAAUUGUUGAGCCAACUAGUCAGGCGAUUAUUGCCAUCACCUUUGCAAACUACAUCGUUCAACCUUUCUUCCCUUCUUGUGAUCCUCCAUAUUUGGCUUGCCGUCUCAUAGCAGCUGCUUGUGAAUGUCUUCUAACAUUUAUAAAUUGUGCCUAUGUUAAAUGGGGAACACGGGUGCAGGAUAUAUUUACUUAUGCUAAAGUCACUGCUCUUAUUGUCAUCAUCAUAACUGGAAUUGUUAAAAUAUGCCAGGGACAUACAUCGCACUUUGAGAAUUCUUUUGAGGGAUCCUCUUUUGAUAUCGGAGACAUUUCCCUCGCACUCUAUUCUGCCUUGUUCUCUUACUCUGGUUGGGAUACCCUCAAUUUUGUAACGGAAGAGAUCAAAAACCCAGAAAGGAACUUGCCACUGGCUAUUGCAGUGUCUAUGCCAAUUGUGACUGUUAUCUACAUUAUGACCAAUAUAGCUUAUUAUACAGUGCUGGAUGUCAAAGACGUUCUUUCUAGUGAUGCUGUGGCAGUGACAUUUGCUGACCAGGUAUUUGGUAUCUUCAGCUGGACAAUUCCUAUUGCUGUAGCCUUUUCUUGUUUUGGUGGCCUUAAUGCUUCAAUUCUAGCGUCAUCAAGGCUAUAUUUUGUAGGAUCUCGAGAAGGUCACCUUCCUGAUCUGUUGUCUAUGAUCCAUGUAGGGAGGUUCACACCUGUGCCAGCACUGCUUUUCAAUUGUGCUAUGACCCUUAUUUACCUGGCUGUGGAAGAUGUUUUCAAGCUUAUUAAUUACUUCAGUUUCAGUUACUGGUUUUUUGUUGGUCUAUCUAUUGCUGGGCAAUUGUAUCUACGUUGGAAGGAACCAGAUCGACCCAGGCCUCUUAAGCUUAGUGUGGCUUUCCCAAUAAUAUUCUGUAUAUGCACAGUAUUUCUGGUGGUAGUGCCGCUCUACAGCGACACUAUAAAUUCAUUGAUUGGAAUUGCCAUUGCUUUAUCUGGAAUUCCAGUCUUCUUCUUGGGAGUCUAUUUACCUGCAUCAAGGAGACCUCAUUUUUUCAACAAGAUUUUAGGUGCAGUCACACGAAAUGUGCAGCUGAUCUGUCACUGUGCUUUAACAGAGAUGGACCCAAGUGAAGAAAAGAAGACAGAAAUCAAAUCCAACUAA
This is a messenger RNA of Pterocles gutturalis (yellow-throated sandgrouse), 1592 nucleotides long. Its product is annotated as Y+L amino acid transporter 2-like. The coding region runs from base 36 to 1592 and encodes 518 amino acids. NCBI's taxonomy places the organism in Eukaryota, Metazoa, Chordata, Aves, Pterocliformes, Pteroclidae. Gene Ontology annotation, cellular component: membrane. Gene Ontology annotation, biological process: amino acid transmembrane transport. The transcript has 9 exons. The record is from RefSeq and is a predicted model, not a curated record. Gene Ontology annotation, molecular function: L-amino acid transmembrane transporter activity.